Molecule: messenger RNA, 1797 nt
Organism: Fusarium fujikuroi IMI 58289
Lineage: Eukaryota; Fungi; Ascomycota; Sordariomycetes; Hypocreales; Nectriaceae
Exons: 3
Coding region: 1-1797 (598 amino acids)
Source: RefSeq, a predicted model, not a curated record
AUGUUGAUUAAGAAGGUGGCUUUGCAAGGUGUCAGCCUAGCAUGGCUCGCUCUUCCGUUGGCUAAUGCGUGGUACUGUCCUCCCCCGGGACCCGUUCUUCCUGCCGCCAAAUCUCCUAGUACUAGCCCGCAUAUCAAAGAGGCCAUUGAUGAUCUUUUCGCUGCCCUCAAACUCGUGUCUGAGACUUGGUAUCCCAACACUGCUAUUUCUGUAGCUGCCAAGUCCCUCCACGAGGAGACACCCUUCAUAUCCCACCACAUCUAUCCCAUCGGCGGAUUAAACACUAGUGGAGUAGCUGCUAUCGAUGAGGAAACGGUCUACCGUGUGUCUAGCGUUUCUAAGCUAUUCCCCGUUCUCGCCCUUCUUCGACUUGGAGUCAGCCUCGAGGAUCCAGUCAUCAAGUAUCUACCCGAGCUACGAUCUAUCAGAGUUGCCGAGGCCCCGGAUGCCAUCACAACUGUUGACUGGGAGCAUAUCACGAUUGGGAUGCUAGCAUCUCAUAUGAGUGGGAUCGCUGCCGAAUAUGCCGUCGACCUCGCUGCGGUUCCCUUUGACCUUGGCCCAGCAUUCCAGGCACUUGAUGAAAAGUCUUUCCCACCGUGUGCUGUGACUGGCCUGAACCCUGAGACUCUACCGCGAUGCACGCGUGCCGACUUCUUCCGCGACUUUGGUGUUCGACAUCCAGUCUUUGCUCCGGGAACUGCACCUGUCUACUCCAACAUUGGAAUUUUCCUACUAAGUCUUGUUGUUGAGGUAGUGUCCAAGGCGCCCUACGACACUUUUAUCCAGCAGAAUAUCUUGGGUCCUCUCGGCAUGACAAACACUACAACCGGUGCUGCGCCUGAUGUCUCGUACGGCGCUAUCGCUGUGAAUCAUACCAGCUGGGGCUUAGACCUCGGCUUUGAGAAUCCAUCUGGGGGGUUCUAUUCCAACACAAAGGAUCUCUUGGCCUUCGGAAACGCGAUUCUCGAGUAUAAGCUGUUGGAUCCCGUAACGACACGAAAGUGGCUGAGCCCUGUCGCCUUCACUGAUUCUAGCGGCGUCAUGGUCGGUUAUUCAUGGGAAAUCAUGCGUACCAAGAACAUUACAGGGGAUGGAAGAAUCAUACCCGCCAACUACAAGUCAGGACACCUUCCCGGCUAUCAGGCAGCUCUCAUCCUUGUGCCCGACUACGACCUUGUCUUAACAAUCCUCGUAGCGGGACCCCUUCACGAAGCGACAGAGAGUCUCUUGCAGCAUUUUGGCUCUCGCUUCAUUGAACGCAUGGUUCCUCCUUUGGAACAAGCUGCUAAAGAUGACGCUCUUAUUCGAUACGGCGGUAUUUACUCGGACCCUGCGAGCAACUCAACUUUGAGAAUUGAACUUGAUCAUGGCCCAGGUCUGUCCUUGACUGAACUCACAGUUCGAGGAACGAACUUGUUGGUGGAUCCUUUCGGCAAGCCAGCCCGCAUUCGACUGUACCCCUCCAAUCUAAAGACCAAGGACCGGGAGGCCUGGAGAUCCAUCACAAGCACUCUGACUGAGGAAGAAGUCGAGACAAUUGAAUCUGGUUUGAUUUGGGAGCAAGGCACCUGUCCAACACUUGGGACGCUGGAUAGGCGUGGGUACGGCUAUAAGUCACUUGAUGAGUUUAUCUUCGAAUUGGAUGCAUCUGGAAAUGUCAAAAGCCUCAACUAUCGCGCACUGGGCGUCAACUUUGAGAAGAACCAGGCGUCACCCAAGAAUCAGCAACAGGAGCCUACAGAGGAUCUUGUAAUCUUGCUGAGGGCACUUUUGGUCAAGCUUGAGUCUAAGUAG